Molecule: messenger RNA, 4315 nt
Organism: Argiope bruennichi
Lineage: Eukaryota; Metazoa; Arthropoda; Arachnida; Araneae; Araneidae
Product: ataxin-3-like
Exons: 7
Coding region: 170-1045 (291 amino acids)
Biological process (GO): protein deubiquitination
Cellular component (GO): nucleus
Molecular function (GO): cysteine-type deubiquitinase activity
Source: RefSeq, a predicted model, not a curated record
AAGUGGCAUCACAAUAAUAGUAAACGGAAACGGUGAAAUCCUUAUUUCUGCAAAUUCUGAAGACUCAUUGGAACUAUUUAUAUCUUUCUAAAUUUGUUUGAAAUCUCGGUACUUUUUUUCCGAUGUUCUUAGAAGAGUUAGUGUAUCAGUUUCUAAAUCUAAUGUUACAAUGGAAGCAAUUUUUCACGAAAAGCAAGAAGGAUCAUUAUGUGCUCAACACUGCUUAAAUGCCCUUCUUCAGGCUCCUUACUUUACUGCUGUUGAAUUAGCAACCUUGGCCAGGCAAAUAGAUGAAGAAGAACGAUCCCAAAUGGCUGAAGGCGGAGUGCAAUCUGAGGAUUACAGAAAAUUUAUACAACAACCUUCUGGUAAUGUGGAUGACAGUGGCUACUUUUCUGUGCAAGUGAUAGCAUCUGCACUUAAAGUGUGGAAUCUUGACCUAGUUCCAUAUAAUAGCCAAAAUCCUCUUGCAGAAGCUGCAAGGAAUGAUCCUACACUGCAGAGUGCAUACAUAUGUAAUUUCAGAGAUCAUUGGUUAACUAUUCGAAAAAUAGGAAAUCAGUGGUUCAAUCUCAAUUCUUUAUUAGUGGGCCCUGAAUUGAUAUCAGAUACCUAUCUAGCCUUGUUUCUUGCACAACUGCAAGAUGGAGGAUACGCUAUAUUCAUUGUUGAUGGCAAACUUCCAGAAUGUACAGCAGAUGCAUUGCUUCGUGUCACUCCUGCAGUGCAACGAGAAAAGCCAUGUCUCAUAAGUGAGUUGAAAGCUCCUUAUGGUGUUAGUCAAGAAGAAGAUGAAGACAAAGCCUUAAAUGAUGCACUUACUCAAACUUUAGCUGAAUCAAUUCAAAUGGAAGAUGAUUGCCUGCAAGCAGCGUUAUCUAUGAGCUUGAGUGAAUUUCAGUCUGCUUCCAGCACUAGAAAUCGUUCAUCAGGAAAUGCAGCUAAUUAUCAAUAUGAACAACAAACUCCAGUAACGCCUGAGCGAGAAAUGAGUGAACAAGAAAUGCUGGAAGCAGCUAUUAAAAUGUCAAUGGAAACUUCAUGAUAGAAAAUAAUUUCUUCUUUAUAAUAAGAGCAAUGGAAGUAUUUUCUCAAAUCAGGCUUUUGCUUAUUUCGUAGUUUUUUCAGUUUUAUUUCAUAAAUAUAAAUGACUAGAAUUCAUAUAUAAAUAUAUAUACUUUUUUGUUAAAAUUCUCAUUUACUAACCGGUGAAUUGUUAUUUAUUUAUAUAUUCAAAGAAGUUAUAUUAAAAAAAUUAUGAUAUGUGACAUAUUUGUUUUACCCUUUUAACAAGAUUUGACAAAGUUAGUUGUUUUAAAAAAUUAUAUUUGGGAUCUUGGUGCUAAACUUAUAUGUCAGAUAUAAAUUACUAUUGUUUAUUUUUAUUAAAAAAUAAAUUUUUACCUCUCUGUUGUAUGUCAACAUAAAUUGUUGUAUGAAUGCAUUUUCAAUUUAUUGUAUAGUGGGAAAAAAAAUAAAAUUAUGCUGUUUAAUUAACUUUUUUAUAAAUGUUAUUCAAUAUGUUUCAUAUUUGUGGUUGUAAGAAUUUAUUCACGCAUUCGCUUUUUUGUAUUUCACAAUUUUAUAACUGUUAUAUAAUAAUUUAGAUUACAAAAUAUUCAUGUUUUACAUAAAUUCUAUACACUUAUAACCAUGUGCAUUAUUGUAGUGAAUAAAAGUAAAAAAUACAUUUUAUCUUCAAAAAAGAGGAUUUUUUUUCUGGAAAAUGAACUUCUUAAUAAAUUAAAUUUAGACAGCUAUUUAACUGCCUUUAUCCAAUGGUACUUAAAGUAAGUAUAUGCGAAGAGAUCGUCAAAUAAAAGAUAUUAAUAUUGUAGUAUUUUAUGCUUAUGGGAACCAUAUUUUUUGCCAUUUAUACUACAUUGAAUUAACAGAUUAAUUAUAUUAUAGCCCUGGCUUAAAAAUGUAGUAUAAAUGCUUAUUUCUAUGCAAGAAGUAGAUAUAGCCAAUUAAUACAUAAGAUGUAACUUCUUUGUUGGAAUUUAUUUUUUUAAGAGAUACAUAAAAUUCUGUGAUUUUUCUAAUAGUGGCCAUAACUUGAUGUAUGUUUAUUGUCUCAACAUAAUCAAUUCAUUUGUAUUUUGCUAUUUCUAUAAUGAAGGUACCACAAUGUGUUUUUUAAAAUGCUGCUAAAUUCUGCUUUGUGUGGAAAUCAAGUAUGGAAUAACAUUAUUUGAUUAAUUUGUUGCGAUUAAUACUAUAUCUUUUGUAAUUUUACUUUUAAAUGUACUUCUACUUUUCAAUUUAUUAAUUAUUUGAUUUAUUUAAUUUUGGUUAUUAGUUUAUUUUAAGGUUUUAUAUUGCACAUGAAAAAUAAAAUGUUUACCUGAGAAGAUAAUAUUGAUGGAAAAAAAAUUAGGUAGCAAAUAGAAUAUGCUACAAGCAUUACUUAUGUAGGUUGAACAAUAUGGAAUAGUUUUGUAUUAUGUACAUUUCAAAUUUCAUGAUUACUUGCAAAUUUGUUAUUUUGAUGUAUAUGAAACAAAUAUUAUCUGCUUACUAUUGUUUUAUUUAAAAUGUCAUAUAGGGUUUUAAACAUUAAAUCUUGUUUCACACUAACAUUUAUUUACAAAGUCAUACAUAUUUUUUUAAUCAGAUUUAUUUUAUAAACAUUGCUUCUUUUUAAUUUGCUUAAAUUCUUGUUAAUAAUGUCAUUUAUAAGGUCAUGUUAUGUAUGAGAUUCAACUACAAUUUAUUUCAAUUCCACCCCUAAAUUAGUGAAAAAUUGAGAAACUUAGUUUCAGACAUUAUUUCUGAUUUUAUGUUAGUACAUGCUUAAAUAGUCAUUAAAUUCUAUUUCAUUGUUAUUUGAUAUAGCAAUCUAUCAAAUUAAGCUGUGGCCCCUUCAAAUGCAGUUAUUACACCUGGAAAGUGCUCCUUACAUACAUAAAGUAUAAAGAAUAGAAUUAAAUGUCUUUUUUAUUAUUAUUUCCCAAAUAAUAAUAAUUACAAAAUGAACCAUUACUUUUAAUUAAUGUAAUAAAUUAUUCAAUCAGAUCCCCUUUAUGUAAAUUUUUGCUUUAAAAAUAUGAAAAAGCAUAAACAAAGUUGCAUGCAUUAUAAGAAAUUUAAGUAUGGGUGAUAUUAUAGUUCGAAAUUGUUUUAAGAAAUGAAACUGCUAUUGAAAAUAAGUUUCAGUGCUUCUUUAUAAUUCUGUAUAGUUUCAAAAAGGAUAUUUUUAUGUAUAUUUAGAAAAAGAAAUUUUACUUAUUUAAAUCGGUAUUCUAAAUUACAAAGCAGGUGAAAAGAUAUCUUUAUGUAUGUUUUUUUAUCUCGUUAAUUUUUUUAUCUUGUUAUAAUGUGCCAUUAAUCAAAUAAAUGGGCUGUUUAAUGAAGGGGGAAAACUAUACUAAACUAUAAAAAAAUGUUUUUAAGCAGAAAUAAACUUUUUUCGUAUUGUUUUUAAUCUGAACUUUUAAAUCAGUUCUUUACAUCAGUACAUUACGAUUUUUUUUUUUUUUUUUUUUUUUUUUUACAUUUUGCAGCUAUCUUUGAGCAUACAAUGGAUGAUAUAACACAUUGUAUCGGUCUCAGUUUGUUGAGGCCUGUUUCUUCCUUCAGAUUGCUUGUAAAAAUUCAGUUAGCAAUGGUUGAAAAUCCUCUAAUAAACUAAGAAAGGGUCAGUUUUUUUUUUAAUCUAUCCAUUUAAACUGUGAUAGAUGAACUUCGUGUAUAUAGAUAACAAAGUAUAGACUUAUAUAUAUUCAUAUAACUAGCAUUUGAAUUACAUUUCUGAUUUUUUAAUAUGUACUCAGAACAACUUGUUUUGUGUGUAUAGUUCUCCAUCUUUGAAAUUAUUUGACUGGAGCAUUUAUUAAAAUAUGGUUAAUUUUGCUUUCCUCCAGUAUUAACUUAGAUUUUUUAUUUCCAUUCCAUGAAUCUGUUAUUAUUUAAUAUAUUCUUUAAACUGGUACUUCUUCAUUAAGAUAGCAAUGUGCAUUAGAAAUUAUAUUGACUCUAAUGUCACGUUCUUCUCAUUUUACUUUGUGUGACAUUUUUGUGUCUUUAAUUUGCAAUGUUUUGCAACCAACAGUAGCGAGAUGUACUAUGCAAAAGACAUUAGUCUUCCAUUUUUAACCCAUCAUAAUACAGUGAUCACAAUAAUUUAUAAACUAAAUACUUCGAAAUAACUUCAUUAUGUUAUCAGUAUUUGACUUAAGAGAUUUUAUGUACUUCUAAAUGAAAAUGCUUCAUUGUACUAUUCUCAUAUUUGUAUAUAAUUGAUUAAUCUAUUGUUUAUUUCACUAUCACUAUUUUCUAUGAAGUUUAAAAUAAAUUCUGUAUAUAUGCACUA